AUGUUUUCCUCCGCGGCGCUACUGCUGCUCGUCGCGUUGAUUUCUUGCGGCAGCUGUGAUGUGGCGGCGGUUGCUGCGGUGAGUGAGCCACAACCGACACAACAACCGCCAUCGACAGUUGUGCUGUUUCAAAGAACAGAAGGUCAGAGGUCGAACGGAGUUCCAGCUUUGACCGGCCUGACUGAAGGGAAAAAAGUGUACGGUUUCGCCGGUCACUCCCUUGUGCAUGCGGGUGGAGUGACGGUGGCCCUCGCCAAGGCCCGCUACGGCCCUGGCCUCAUUUCCGACGUUGGGAUUUGGGCGACGUGCAUCAGCUGCAGCGGCGGGGGUGGGGGGAGUAGCGGCUGCACUCCGCUGGCUACUGUUGCUGAUGCUGCUCCUGGAAGUGGGUGCCGGUGGACUAAGGCGGUGCCUAGCGGCAGCGAUGAGCAAAGCGGCUCUCCUGUUUUCCGCUACGGCCCCAGGGCGGUUGUGAAGGACAAUAAAAUACUGCUUCUGCUGAUGAGCUACACGGAACCCACUGGGAAACAGAAGCCAAACUCACAGGGAAGUUGGGAGGCUGCG
Trypanosoma conorhini is the source of this 564-nucleotide messenger RNA. Its product is annotated as surface protein-2. Lineage: Eukaryota; Euglenozoa; Kinetoplastea; Trypanosomatida; Trypanosomatidae. The record is from RefSeq and is a predicted model, not a curated record. The transcript has a single exon. The annotation marks the transcript as partial.